AUGGGGAGUACGUUGGAUAAAAACUCCUCCUCGGUGAGGAAGCGGAUUAAAAACCAUACUUUUGAAGACGAGGAUGGUGAGGAGUAUGAGGGGAGCGAGUUUCACGGCUUCGGCGACUACUUUCGUCGCAAGAAGAUCAAGCUCCAGAACCUUGAUGCCGAGUUGCGUGCUUCUUCCGACAAAGCGCAAAUAUUCAAGGGCAUUGUCGCUCACAUCACUGGAUACACGCAGCCGCCACUUCACAUACUCCAUCGCGAGAUCGUUCAACACGGAGGCGGCUUCCUCCAGUAUCUGGACGGGAAGACCAUGGCGACUCACAUCAUCGCCUCGACGCUGCCACCCAAAAAGUCUGUCGAGUUUCAUCGGUACAGGAUCGUGAAGCCAGCGUGGAUCAUGGAUUCAGUCCAGGCCGGCAAGCUGCUUCCCUGGGCGGAAUAUCGCGUGCUUGACGAGGGUCCCCGGCAGAAAGUUCUCAAGUUUGAUGGCCGCCAGGGGCUUACGCAAACCAGUCCGGAAUUGAAGCAGGGGUAUCGUGAGCAAACCGACAACAGCUUUUAUACGAGCCAGAUCAAGUCUGCCGCGUCCGCGUCAUUGCCAGGUCAGGACCUCAGCCAGGUGGCAGUGAAGCUGCCGAGCUCGGAGCCGUUGAAAACUCCGGAUGGCACAACUGGUUUCCAUGGUGCCCCAGUUGAAGGUACCGAAACGGCAGCCGAAACGACGUCAAGCAAUGGUGAAAGCGCCCACGUAGCGGCGGAAGCGUCGACGACGAGCAAAGUGCCCACCUCGGACAAAUCGCCGACAGGACCGGCCAAGGCCCUGAAAAUCAUGACGUCAGAGGAGCACAACGCAUGGCUGCUAUCGGACCCAAGAUUGCGAAAAUCAUCAACCGCAAACCCCGAUUUCCUUAAGCAGUUUUACUCCGAAAGCCGACUGCAUCACCUGUCGACUUGGAAGGCCAGUCUCAAGUCUUCAAUGCAGCGGCUGGCAGCCUCAAAGGGCCUUCUUCAGCAAAAGUCCAAGAAGCGGCCAGGGGCCAGGAGCUACGUCAUGCAUGUUGAUUUCGAUAGCUUUUUCUGCGCCGUCUCCCUCAAGAAGAAUCCUCAGUACGUGGAUAUGCCUACGGUUGUGGCCCACAGCAGCGGUCCAGGCUCGGAAAUUGCCAGCAGCAACUACCCCGCUCGAGAGUUUGGCGUCAAGAACGGCAUGUGGAUGAAGAGCGCUCUUGAACUGUGCCCUGAGCUCAAAGUCUUGCCUUAUGACUUCCCGGCAUAUGAAGAGGCCAGCCGACUAUUCUACGAAUCCAUCAUGGAUGCUGGGGGUGUCGUACAAAGCGUCAGCAUCGACGAAGCCUUGCUUGAUGUGACGGCUGUCGUGCUGGCCGCAUCGGGCUCGCAAGGCUUAGACGUUGACGAGGACAGCAUACGGGGAGAGCACGAAAAAGUGGACGAGAUGGCGCGCAAGUUGCGGGAGACGAUCAAAGCCAAAACGGGAUGCGACGUCUCCAUCGGAAUUGGAGCCAACAUUCUGCAAGCCAAGGUCGCCCUACGACGUGCCAAACCGGCCGGACAAUUUCACCUCAAAGCUGAGCAGGUGAUGGAGGUCAUCGGACUGUUGAAGGUCGAGAGCUUGCCUGGGGUCUCGUACAACUUGCGUGGCAAGCUCGAGGAAAUAGGCAUCGUAUUUGUCAAGGACAUCUCGGGCGUCUCGAGAGAGCACCUCGCUCCCGGUGACUUGCGAGGACUCGGGGUACAGAUGACAAAGCUCGAACCUGUCAAGUCGCUAGGGAAUGGCCCAGAAAGCAGCCAAAAAACGCUGUCCUUUGCAGCCUUUGCAGGACCGUCCCCGGCAAAGAGACCGUCCCGAGCCGAUCCGAUUGAUGACAUGGACAGCCCGAGGAAGGCAAGAGACCCUGAUUCGCGCGGCAUCGACAAGGAUCCCAUCGCAGAAGAUCCCCUGACGCCGCGGAAAGGCAAAUGCCAUCCGGCCAUGGCCUUGUCGAAAGCAGGCGAGAUCGACUCAAAGGCAAACACGCCCUUGAACGUGUCGGGGACGCAGUUUAUAAUCCCUAGCAACCCAGAUGCGUCAGUUAUAGCCGAGCUACCGCAUGACAUCCGGAGUCGCCUGGUAGGCCAGCGGCCAAAGUCGGAGCCGUUCAAGGCGAGAAAGCAUGGCGAGGUCGGCACGGAUCAAGAAUUGCUGCCGUCCCAAGUUGAUGCCGAGGUGUUCAACGCACUGCCGGACGAGAUGAAGGCCGAGGUCUUGGCGACCAAAGGCCAGCGACAAAGGGAUGCGCAGGCAGGCGUGGUCCAAACCAACUUCAUAUCGGUCAAAGCCGUUGACGGGGAGAUUGAGGAGUUGGACGCCGACUUUUUGGCCGAGCUACCGGAAGACGUGCGGAGGGAGGUGAUGGACGACCACCGACGACGGCAACUCGCUCGCCGUUCCGGCUUGGACGCACCGGUUCGGAAACAUCAGGCGACCGACACGGAUGCUUACCUACCCGGCGGUCAGCGACGGAUCCAGUUCCCUGCACCACCUCGGAAGGUGCCCUUUGCCGGCUCCGGCCUCACGGCGACGCGUGAGAUUAAAGACAUGGUGAGCGCCUGGCACGGCGAGGCCCAAGACGAGGGGCCUCACGACGGAGACGUGGACGUUUUCGGGGACUAUCUGGCUCAGGUGGUGCUCGAGGAGCGGGAUCUCGAGAAGGCGGCCUGCCUGAGCGACGGCUCGGGUGCGAGGCACGGUGCAAGAGGCGGUGAAGCAGCGAGGACUGGCGCCUCUGGAUAUGUGACAGACGAGGCGCGAGGCUCGCCAAGGAGGCCCUUGACGGUCGCAUGA
Drechmeria coniospora is the source of this 2838-nucleotide messenger RNA. RefSeq lists its product as uncharacterized. NCBI's taxonomy places the organism in Eukaryota, Fungi, Ascomycota, Sordariomycetes, Hypocreales, Ophiocordycipitaceae. The record is from RefSeq and is a predicted model, not a curated record. Gene Ontology annotation, biological process: error-free translesion synthesis; error-prone translesion synthesis. Gene Ontology annotation, cellular component: nucleus. The transcript has 5 exons. Gene Ontology annotation, molecular function: deoxycytidyl transferase activity; damaged DNA binding; DNA-directed DNA polymerase activity. Bases 1 to 2838 code for a protein of 945 amino acids.